GCUUAGUCUCCGGGUCACAUGAUGCCUGUUAUGGCCGCCUCCGUGGCCUGGGGAGGCGUGAAUGCUGGGUUCCUGCUGCGGGCUGCCAGGGGUGCCUGGUGGUGCCGAUCCGGGGGCUUUUGGGGGUCCGGGGAGGCGGCGGCUCCUGCGAUAGCCAAGAAGUUCCGGGCGACAGGCUCGCGCCCGGCGGGGGAGGAAGAAGCCGGCUGUCCCGAGCGGCCUGGGGACGUAUUCCACCUGGUUCCUGUGCCCAUCAUCCAGUUCGUCAUCUGCACCCCGAUCUGUCCCCAGGGUGAACGUGGUGUUCGUAGACCGGUCAGGCCAACGGAUUCCGGUGAGCGGCAGAGUCGGGGACAAUGUUCUCUACCUGGCCCAGCGCCAUGGGGUGGAUCUGGAAGCCACACUGGCUUUCUUGCUCUUCUUCAAACAGCCCAGUUCAUGCCUGCCUCAGGGCCUUCACAUUUGCUGUUCCAUCAGAAGUGUUUUCCCACCAGAUCUUCUGGCUCCUUCUCAUCCUUCAGGUCCCGAUGGGCCUGUGAAGCCUCCCUGGCGUGCUCCACCUGCCACGUGUAUGUGAGCGAGGACCACCUGGACCUUCUGCCUCCUCCUGACGAGAGGGAGGACGACAUGCUGGACAUGGCCCCCCUCCUCCAAGAGAACUCCCGGCUGGGCUGCCAGAUUGUGCUGACACCUGCGCUGGAAGGGGCUGAAUUCACCCUGCCCAAGAUCACCAGGAACUUCUACGUGGACGGCCACGUCCCCAAGCCCCACUGACACAGGCAGCUGGAUGGUCCCAGACACUCACGGCCCCAGGGCCAGGACUGGAGGAAUAGCCAAGUUGCCAGCCCCGCCCAGAGCACGGGACAGGCCCGGGAGAGAUGGCGGAAGGAACCGGAAGGCCAGAACCCCUGCUUCAGAGAGAUCCCACGUCCAGGCUCUGGUGGGGACAGGGCCCCUGUUGGGGCAGCCUCCCCCAAACCCCUGAGAAUGGGGGUGUGGAUAGGGGUGGACUCUAAUCGGAGAGAUAAUAAAACCGUCUCACAGAC
Molecule: messenger RNA, 1046 nt
Organism: Balaenoptera musculus (blue whale)
Lineage: Eukaryota; Metazoa; Chordata; Mammalia; Artiodactyla; Balaenopteridae
Gene: FDX2
Product: ferredoxin 2
Exons: 6
Coding region: 19-774 (251 amino acids)
Biological process (GO): P450-containing electron transport chain; positive regulation of oxidoreductase activity
Cellular component (GO): mitochondrion
Molecular function (GO): 2 iron, 2 sulfur cluster binding
Source: RefSeq, a predicted model, not a curated record